This is a messenger RNA of Lampris incognitus (smalleye Pacific opah), 5266 nucleotides long. It is a transcript of the gene idh3g, whose product is annotated as isocitrate dehydrogenase (NAD(+)) 3 non-catalytic subunit gamma. Gene Ontology annotation, cellular component: mitochondrion. The coding region runs from base 1 to 1191 and encodes 396 amino acids. Gene Ontology annotation, molecular function: oxidoreductase activity, acting on the CH-OH group of donors, NAD or NADP as acceptor; magnesium ion binding; NAD binding. The record is from RefSeq and is a predicted model, not a curated record. The transcript has 13 exons. Gene Ontology annotation, biological process: tricarboxylic acid cycle; isocitrate metabolic process. NCBI's taxonomy places the organism in Eukaryota, Metazoa, Chordata, Actinopteri, Lampriformes, Lampridae.
AUGGCCGCUCCCUGUACCGUGCUUUCCAUGUCUAAGGUUAUUAAACCGCUUUGGGGUGGACGGCUGGGAAAUACGGUCAAACUACUGGGACCGACACUGACAAGUCUUAGAGAGAAGUCAUCUCUCACUGGAGAAAAUAUUCCCCCUCCUGCUAAGUAUGGAGGUAGACACACAGUGACCCUCAUACCUGGAGAUGGAAUUGGUCCAGAGCUGCUUAACCAUGUCAGAGAAGUCUUCAGGUUCAGCUGUGUGCCAGUGGACUUUGAAGUUGUGCCGGUCAACUCUUCUUUGGCCACAGAGGAUGACAUUAAUAACGCCAUCACUGCCAUCCGCCGCAACGGAAUUGCCCUGAAAGGUAAUAUAGAGACCAACCAUUCUAUGCCGCCUUCUGUCAAAUCCAGAAAUUAUCUCCUUCGCACCAGCCUAGACCUGUAUGCCAAUGUGAUGCACUGCAAGUCUCUCCCUGGGAUCCAGACUCGCCAUAAGAACAUUGACAUCAUGAUCAUCAGGGAGAACACAGAGGGAGAGUACAGCAGUCUGGAGCAUGAGAGUGUAUCAGGGGUAGUGGAGAGUCUCAAGAUCAUCACCAGGAACAACUCUUUCAGGAUCGCUGACUAUGCCUUCAAAUUGGCCAGGGAGAAAGGUCGCCACAGGGUCACUGCUGUGCACAAGGCCAACAUAAUGAAGCUUGGUGAUGGUUUGUUUCUACAGUGCUGCAAGGAGGUGGCUGCUGGUUACCCAGACAUCACAUUUGACAGCAUGAUUGUGGAUAACACCACCAUGCAGUUGGUGUCCAACCCAGAGCAGUUUGAUGUGAUGGUGAUGCCCAAUCUGUAUGGGAAUGUGGUAAGUAAUGUGUGUGCCGGUCUUGUGGGAGGACCUGGCCUGGUGCCUGGAGCUAAUUAUGGUCGGGCCUAUGCUGUCUUUGAAACGGCCACAAGGAACACUGGGAAGAGUAUUGCAGAUAAGAACAUUGCUAACCCCACUGCCAUGUUGCUUGCCAGCUGUAUGAUGCUCGACCACCUCAAGCUUUAUGACUAUGCCAGUUCAAUCCGUAAUGCUGUCUUCGAAACCAUGAAUGAAGCAAGGCUGCAUACAGCUGACCUCGGGGGACAGGGCACCACAUCAGAGGUGGUUCAGUCUGUCAUGAGAAUCAUCCAGAGUAAAGGACAGCUCACCUCUGAGCUCUAAACCCCAGAGUGACCCUGAACACCACUGCUGAGGAGGACUCAAACACUCACUUAUUGUAAGUGUGUGUUUGGAUAGGUGUCUGUAUCAAGGACAGCUGUACAUCGUGAAAGAGAGUGUCCAUGCAUGUCUGUCUCUAUAGUAAUGGUUUAUAUUGAUAACAGAAUGGCUGUUUUAUUAUUUUGUGUGCAUGUGUAUGUUCACACUUGACCAGUUCACUGUACAAGAUACCUUUUUUCCCCUCUCAUGUGUGAGCCUCAUAUACUGUCCUCUGAUAUCCUACCCUGUAUUUAUUUAACACAAGUUACUUAACACAAGUUUCUUUUUAUAAAUGAUAUCUUUUUUGAAUUUUGGGAAAAACCUGGCUGAUUCCUUAGCAUUGAGUGUCCAAGAGUGACACAGCAUGUAAGAGUAAAUUGAAACUACUACUACUACAUUCGGCUGCUCCCUUUAGGGGUCGCCACAGCGGAUCAUCCAUUUCCAUCUCUUCCUGUCCUCUGCAUCUUCCUCUGUCAUGCCAGCCACAUGCAUAUCCUCCCUCACCACAUCCAUAAACCUCCUCUUUGGCCUUCCUCUUUUCCUCUUCCCUGCCAGCUCCAUAUUCAGCAUCCUUCUCCCAGUAUACCCAGCAUCUCUCCUCUACACAUGUCCAAACCAUCUCAAUCUUGCCUCGCUUGCUUUGUCUCCAAACCGUCCAACCUGAGCUGUCCCUCUAAUAUACUCAUUCCUAAUCCUGUCCUUCUUCAUCACUCCCAAUGAAAAUCUUAAUAUCCUCAACUCCACCACCUCCAGCUCCUCCUCCUGUCUUUUCAUCAGUGCCACUGCCUCCAAACCAUACAACAUAGCUGGUCUCACUACCAUCUUUUAAACCUUCCCCUUAACUCUUGCUGGUACCCUUCCGUUGCAAAUCACUCCUGACACUCUUUUCCACCCACUCCAUCCUGCCUGCACUCUCUCCUUCACUUCUCUUCCGCACUCCCUGUUACUUUGAGCAGUUGAUCCCGACUAGUUAAACGACUCCACCUUCAUCACCUCUACUCCUUACAUCCUUACCAUUCCGCUGUCCUCCCUCUCAUUCACACAUACAUAUUCCGUCUUGCUUCUACUGACUUUCAUUCCUCCUCUCUCCAGUGCAUGCCUCCACCUCUCCAGGCUCUGCUCAACCUGCACCCUACUCUUGCUACAGAUCACAAGGUCAUUGGCGAACAUCAUAGACUCCACAGAGACUCCUGCCUGAUCUUGUUCGUCAACCUGUCCAUCACCAUUGCAAACAAGAAAGGGCUCAGGGCCGAUCCUUAAUGUAAUCCCACCUCCACUUCUAACCCAUCUGUCAUUCCAACCGCACACCUCACCACUGUCACACUUCCCCCAUACAUAUUUUGCCCCACUCCUACAUACUUCUCUGUCACUCCCGACUUCCUCAUACAAUACCACACACCCUCUCUCGGCACCCUGUCGUAUGCUUUCUCUAAGUCCACAAAGACACAAUGUAACUCUUUCUGACCUUCUCUAUAAAUUCUCCAUCAACAUUCUCAAGCAAACAUCGCAUCUGUAGUGCUUUUGUGGCAUGAAACCAUACUGCUGCUCACUAAUCGUCACUUCUCUUAACCUAACUUCCACUAUUUCCCAUAUCUUCAUGCUGUAGCGGAUCAACUUUAUACCUAUGUAGUUGCUACAGCUCUGCACAUCACCCUUAUUCUUGAAAAGCUGUACCAGUAUGCUUCUUCUUCACUCCGCAGGCAUCCUCUCACUUUCCAAGGUUGUGUUAAACAAUCUAUUUAAAAACCCCACUGCCAUCUCUCUUAAACACCUCCAUGCCUCCACAGCUAUGUCAUCUGGACCAACUGCCUUUCCACUCUUCAUCCUCUUCAUAGCUACCCUCACUUUCUCCUUGCUAAUUCACCGUACUUCCUGAUUCACUAUCCCCACAUCAUCAAACCUUCUCUCUCGCUCUCAUUUUCCUCAUUCAUCAGCCCCUCAAAGUACUCCUUCCACCUUCUCAACACACUCUUCUCACUUGUCAGCACAUUUCCAUCUCUAUCCUUGAUCGCCCUAACCUGCUGCACAUCCUUCCCAGCUCAGUCCCUCUGUCUAGCCAAUUGGUACAAGUCCUUUUCUCCUUCCUUCGUGUCUAACCUCAUACAACUCACCAUAUGCCUUUUCCUUUGCCUUUGCCACCUCUCUCUUUGCUUUAUGCCGCAUCGCUGUACUUCUGUCUACUUUAUACAGCUCUUUGACUAUCCCUGUUCUUCUUUGCCAGCCUCUUUCUCUGUAUACUUUGCUGUACAUCCUCAUUCCACCACCAAGUCUCCUUUUCUUCCUUCCUCUGUCCAGAUGACAUACCAAGUACCCUCCAGCUGUCUCCCUCACUGUUUCUGCAGUGGUUGCUCAGCCAUCUGGCAACUCUUCACUACCACCCAAUGCCUGUCUUAACUCCUCCCUGAACUCCACACAACAGUCUUCCUUCUUCAUCUUCCACUGUUUUAUCCUUGGCUCUGCCUUCACUCUCUUCCUCUUCUGGGUCUCCAAAGUCAUCCUACAGACCACCAUCCGAUGCUGCCUAGCUACGUUCUCCCCUGUCACCGCCUUGCUGUCUCCAAUCCCUAUCAGAUUGUGCCUUCUACAUAAGAUAUAGUCCACCUGUGUGCACUUUCCUCCACUCUUGUAUAUCGCCCUGUGUUCCUCUCUCUUCUUGAAAUAUGUAUUCACUACAGCCAUUUCCAUCCUUUUCGCAAAAUUCACCACCAUCUGUCCUUCCACAUUUCUCUCCUUGACACCAUACCUACCCAUCACCUCCUUAUUACCUCUGUUCCCUUCACCAACAUGCCCAUUUAAGUCCGCUCCAAUCAUCACUCUCUCCUCCUUGGGUACACCCUUCACCACUUCAUCCAACUCACUCCAGAAUUCUUCUUUCUCUUCCAUCUCACACCCAACUUUUGCACAUAUGCACUGAUAACAUUCAUCAACACACCUUCGAUUUCCAACUUCAUAUUCAUCACUCUGUCCGACAUUCUCUUUACCUCCAACACACUCUUGACAUACUCUUUCUUCAGAAUUACCCCUACCCCAUUGCUCCUCCCAUCCUCACCAUGGUAGAAGAGUUUGAACCCACCUCCAAUGCUCCUGGCCUUACUCCCCUUCCACCUGGUCUCUUGCACACACAGUAUACCUACCUUUGUUCUCGCCAUCAUAUCAGCCAGGAGUUCUGACUCUCACCUCCACACUCUUACCUUUCCUCCUCCCCCGCUGCCUCUGGACAAGACUUCCCCCUCUCCUUCUCCUUCACCCAACAGUAGCAUAGUUUCCACCGGCACCUGGCUGGCCAAUAGUACCGGUGGCGGUCGUGGGUAACCCGGGCCUCCACCUAUCCAGUAUGGAAAUCUGAUUUAUGAUCCACAUAUUUGAUUCGGCAAAGGUUUUACGCUGGAUGCCCUUCCUGACACAACCCUCCCCAUUUAUCCUGGCUUGAGACUGGCACUAAAAAUGCACUGGCUUUUGCAUCCCCAGUGGCUGGGUUUAAGAGUAAACCAAAAUAUAAACAACGAAGCCAUGCGCAUAUGGGUCUACUCCAUACUUUGUAUUAAGUCAGCUUAUCAACUGCUCACUUAUUCCACGAUCCACUAUGCAGUCUAUGUGGAUUAUCUGUGAAUAUCAAAUGUUAAGAUUAAGUAAUGUGCCAUUCUUUUCAUUUAACCCAAAUGCACAGAUGUAAUUUUGCCUUAAUGUUUUUGAGUUACUGUAAUUUUAACAUUGUUACCUGUUAGACCCUGUUCUUUCUUAUGUGCCCACAAAUUAUCUGGUUUACCUUGCUAUUGGUUAAGCAGCAGCUUCUUUUAUACUGUAUCAGUGAAGAAAACCAAAAUUGUAUAUCAGAUGCCAGUUAAGUUUUUCUGUUUGUGCCAUAAUAAUUAUCUAUUGAGCUCAAUUUUCAAUUACAUAUUGGCUCAGAUCACAGGGAUAUUUUGUUAUCUUUUGAGUCAAAAUCCAUUAUAGCAAGAGCUGUUGAAUCUGGACAUUAAAAGACCCAUAUUACUUAGAACUGUGGACAAUGAAUAUGCGAAAUAAAAUGAUCAAUGAA